UUGAAUUACUUGGUUAAACGGAGAGUUUCUUGGAAGGAGAUUCAGGACAGUUUUUCUGAGGGCUACGGGGCUCGCUUGAAGGAGAAACGUUGCCGUUUGCGCGGCGAUAGUGAUGGCCGCAGAAGGGGAAAGGGUUGAGGCAGGUCUCGGAGAGUAGGUCGUUGAGGUCUGGCUCUUCUUGAGAAAGGAAGGUUGGCUUUGGUGUCUGGCGUUGUUCUGAAAGGGUCGCAGUGUCGAUAUUUCAGUCAGGAAAGAAAUCGAAAACACUAAAAUAUAGAGAGGAGUAAAGGCAUAACUGUUAUUUUGUUUUAACUCUUCCAUCUCAUUUAUAUACAGUUUUGGUGAAUAAGCUUGUGAUUAUGUAUGUGGUGUUGUUGUUUUUUUAAAGUAACACCAAAUGGAUAGUUUUUGAUUUGAUUGUGAUUUGUAGAAAAGAUCAUUCAGGGCUUGGUCGUUAACUGAGCGUUGUAGUAAUCUACUGCGCCGCGGAAGAGCCUUAACGCGUUUCUUCAUUUGUAAUCAUGUUACUCAGAAUACACACACUUGGCAGGAAAGCAUGUAGUAGUUUGUUCCAUUGUCACAGGUCAAGGGUCACUUGCUUUGGAACAGGGAUAAAUUUGAGUCAGUGGCUCAUCUGUAGAAAUUUUCAUAUCUCCUGUCAACGAUGUGUAACUAUGCCAUCCUGGGUGAUCGAUCGUUAUGGGAAAAACGAUGUGCUUCGAUUCACAAACAAUAUGAUGUUCCCUAUAAUCCACUUACCCAAUGAAGUUAUUAUUAAAGUCCAUGCUGCAAGCUUAAAUCCCAUAGAUAUUAAUAUGAGAAGCGGCUAUGGAGCUUCUGCUUUAAGGAUGAAGCGAGAUCCACUACACGUUAAAAGCACAGGAAAUGAAUUUCCUUUAACACUUGGCCGGGAUGUUUCUGGCAUAAUUAUGGAGUGUGGACUAAGUGUGUCAUAUUUCAAACCAGGAGAUGAGGUAUGGGCAGCCAUUCCUCCCUGGAAGCAAGGCACUUUGUCAGAGUUUGUGGUAGCAAGUGCGAAUGAGAUAUCUCCAAAACCACAGUCUCUCAGUCACACUGAGGCUGCUUCUUUGCCUUAUGUUGGUCUAACAGCAUGGUCUGCGUUGAGACAGGUCGGGGGCCUAAAGGAGGAUAAUUGCAGCAACAAAAGGAUAUUGAUCUUUGGUGCAUCAGGUGGUGUGGGAACCUUCGCUAUACAGCUGAUGAAAGCCUGGGGCGCUCACGUGACUGCAGUUUGUUCUCAGGAUGCUAGUGAACUAGUACAACAUCUUGGAGCAGAUAAUGUCAUUGAUUAUAAAUCUGGAAAUGUAGAAGAACAGCUGAAAGCGUUGCCACUAUUUGAUUUCAUCCUAGAUAACAUUGGUGGAUCUAUUGAAAAAUGGGCCCCUGAGCUCCUCAAAAAAUGGUCAGGAGCCACGUAUGUCUCUUUAGUAACACCUUUCUUAGUGAACGUGGAUAGACUUGGCGUAGCUGAUGGUAUGUUACAGACUGGAGUGACUAUUGGUACAAAGACUAUAAAGCAUCUUUGUAAAGGGAUCCAUUACCGGUGGGCCUUUUUUACACCAAGUGGUCCAUAUCUGGAUGAAAUAGCUUCUCUUGUUGAUGCAGGGAAGAUCCAUCCAGUUAUUGAUCAAGUCUUCUCAUUUUCUGAUGUUCCCAAGGCUUUCCAGAAAGUGGAAGAAGGACAUGCACGUGGAAAAACAGUUAUCAACCUAACUAAUAAAAAAUAGUGUAUUAACUCAG
Molecule: messenger RNA, 1761 nt
Organism: Eublepharis macularius
Lineage: Eukaryota; Metazoa; Chordata; Lepidosauria; Squamata; Eublepharidae
Gene: RTN4IP1
Product: reticulon 4 interacting protein 1
Exons: 9
Coding region: 522-1748 (408 amino acids)
Cellular component (GO): mitochondrion
Molecular function (GO): zinc ion binding; oxidoreductase activity
Source: RefSeq, a predicted model, not a curated record